AUGGUGAAUUCCCCAAGGGGUGAGGCAAAGAUGGUCAAAACGAGGUCAGCACGUCUCAAUAUCGUCGAUUCGGCGGCGGGAGGAGCUACAUCAGAAGCCUCAGGUGAGAUCAGUUGA
This is a messenger RNA of Anisakis simplex (herring worm), 117 nucleotides long. The record is from the annotation of a GenBank genome assembly. Lineage: Eukaryota; Metazoa; Nematoda; Chromadorea; Rhabditida; Anisakidae.